Dipodomys ordii (Ord's kangaroo rat) is the source of this 2779-nucleotide messenger RNA. It is a transcript of the gene Ccnyl1, whose product is annotated as cyclin Y-like 1. Gene Ontology annotation, molecular function: protein kinase binding; cyclin-dependent protein serine/threonine kinase activator activity. Bases 171 to 1046 code for a protein of 291 amino acids. Gene Ontology annotation, cellular component: plasma membrane. Lineage: Eukaryota; Metazoa; Chordata; Mammalia; Rodentia; Heteromyidae. The transcript is spliced from 10 exons. The record is from RefSeq and is a predicted model, not a curated record. Gene Ontology annotation, biological process: regulation of canonical Wnt signaling pathway; regulation of cyclin-dependent protein serine/threonine kinase activity.
AGCUGGGCCGGCGCGCGGGGCCGGCGGACGCGGACUAUGAGUCUGAGCUCUGCGAGGCGGCGGCGGGGGACGCGGUGGCGGUAGCACCGGCGCCCGCGGCCGCGGAGCCCGCCGACUUGGAUUUUGGAGCCGGCGAGGGCCACCACCUGCAGCACAUCAGCGACCGGGAGAUGCCCGAAGAUUUAGCUUUGGAAUCAAACCCUUCUGACCACCCAAGGGCAAGCACAAUUUUCCUCAGCAAAUCUCAAACGGAUGUGCGUGAAAAGAGGAAGAGCAACCAUUUAAACCAUGUAUCUCCAGGGCAGCUCACUAAAAAGUAUAGCUCAUGCUCAACAAUAUUUCUAGAUGACAGCACAGUCAGCCAGCCUAAUCUUAGAACCACAAUAAAAUGUGUGACUUUAGCAAUAUAUUACCACAUAAAGAACAGAGAUGCAAAUAGAUCCCUGGAUAUUUUUGAUGAGAGAUCACAUCCACUCACACGAGAGAAGGUUCCAGAGGAAUACUUUAAACAUGACCCUGAACACAAAUUUAUUUACAGAUUUGUUCGUACUCUUUUUAGUGCUGCACAGCUAACAGCUGAAUGUGCAAUUGUAACUUUGGUUUACUUAGAAAGGCUUUUAACUUAUGCUGAGAUCGACAUUUGUCCCACUAACUGGAAAAGAAUUGUUUUGGGAGCCAUUCUUCUUGCCUCCAAGGUUUGGGACGAUCAGGCUGUAUGGAAUGUGGACUACUGCCAGAUCCUCAAGGACAUUACAGUUGAGGACAUGAAUGAGAUGGAAAGGCAUUUCUUGGAGCUACUCCAGUUCAAUAUUAAUGUUCCUGCCAGUGUUUAUGCCAAAUACUACUUUGACCUUCGCUCCUUAGCAGAUGAUAACAACCUGAACUUUCUCUUUUCUCCUCUCAGCAAAGAAAGAGCACAGAACUUAGAGGCCAUUUCAAGAUUAUGUGAAGACAAAUACAAAGACUUAUGUAAAGCUGCUAUGAGGAGGUCUUUCAGCGCUGACAAUUUCAUUGGUAUUCAGCGCUCUAAUGCCAUACUCUCUUAAGAUGGAGAAAUGACCGGUGGUAACAUCAUGCACUCCUCAUCUACAAAGACUGGAGAAAUAUCACCUCUCCUGCUCGAAACCAGCAAAGUUAGUGUUCUAACCGAAAGGAGAGACCUCAAAUUCAAGACAUGAACAAUACACUUGCACUUGCUAGGGAAGAAUGGGACCUUGUCAAAGCAACAAUACACAAUUACUGUCCUCUUUAAUGUAAACAGAGUUACAAAAACCACUCCAAAGCAAAGCUCCAAACCCACACACAGUUAUUUGCUUACUGUGUAGGCUAAUAGCUGUGAACUUUGUGAGGUUUUUUUAAAAUUAGUAGUUUAAAUUUUUAGACUCUAAAAACACUAACCACAUAACAUUCAUUUUUUAAAUUGUUUCUGCUCCUCUCCCCCAUAUUGCUGCAAAUGCCUUCAGAAUUGAUGCAGUAUUACCAUUUCAACAUAGGACACACACACACAUAUACCUGCCGGUAUCCAUCUAGGCUGGGAAUCAUCGAUGGGUCUAGCACAUACAUGCUAGGCAAGUUCUCAACCACUGAGCCCAGCCCCAAACAUAGGACUUUGAACACCCAUGAAACCACUUAGGAGAAGAUUGUAGCAUUGUUUGGUAUUGAAGACUCUUCCUACUGUACCAUUAAAGCUGCUAGUCAUUAUUGGCAAUCAAUUUAAACCAAAAAGCUGCUGGAUAACACUUGCCAUUCAUAUUCUUUGCGAGCACUACUUACUACCAUUUUGGCAUGAUUGGGGUCAUAAAAAAAAAACGCUUCUGUUGGGUCUACAGUGUAUUUUUUGUGAAUUAUUAAUGGUGCUUCUUAUUUUCUGAUAAGUUUCCUCUUAUUUGUUGAAGUGUAUUAAAGGAUAUUUUCAUAAUGCCAACCAACAUAGUUGUCCAGUGACAGCAGUUGUGCCGAAAGCUGUGGCGCAGUCUGACGCUUCGGCUCCGGUGCUGGGGUUCUGCAGGCACCGCAGGAGGGCAGAAGCUGCAACGUGAACAAAACAUCAUUUCCAAGUUUCAAUUUUGCAAAUACCUUCUAGAGCCACUUGAAGAUGGCAAACAUUUGUCUGAAAUAAAUUAAGGCCUAAGAUUCCAAAUUUGCAAAACCAAAGUCAUGUGACUUAACUUCCAAAUGAUGUUUUCUAAGUGUGUAGCGCACUUUCAACAGCCAUCAAGGCUCAGAAUUCCAUUCAGGUUUUUGGGCUACUUUGUGUGUCUGUAGAAGUACCUGCCUGUUUUGAAAAUAGUUCUUUAUAGGAUGACUCCAUAUGCUUUGGUCACCUAAACCUCUUUCCUCUAGAUUUAGAGGAAAUGUAGUAAGUGAAAAGGAGUUGGACCCCUAUAGCGGCAAGUGAACUGGAAAUUUUUUUUUGUUUUUGUUUUAAAUCUCUGUGUUAACCUGACUCUGGGUCCCAUUCAAGUCCUUUUUAAGAGGGAACUUAAAGGGACCUUAAGUACCCCUUACUUUAAAAAAGGGCAAGGAAUAAUUUUAGAUUGACCAAAGUGCCGCUUAAAUUUGAAAUAGUGAAGAAAAACAGUUUUCUCAACUAUGUGAAAUCUGUCUUCUCAAGUGUAAUCUAAGGAAUCUUGCCUGUAAACCAAGCCUUUCUGGCCAAGAAUACUUUUCUCUCAGUACAGCAGUGCUUCACAGGGUAUUGAAUGCUACAAAUACCAUCAUCUUAAAGGACAGCCACAAAUGAUCACUAAUGACGUGUGAAAUAUUACAAUCUACCACC